CGAAGCAUUAUAAAGUGUCCCAAUGUCAUGAUCACCAACUCUCGAAAGGCCAGGUAGUUUUCUUAUUAAACCCAAUCAUACACACGCGAACCAUAACCAAUACAAGUCGCCUUUACUUCACAUGCCUAUUGUUCACUUAUUGCAUUAUCUACUCCUUAACAUUAUGAACUAAAUGCAUAUACGUCUCUUCUCUCGAAGAUUAGAUGCCCUAGAAAUAUAUACUAUUAAUCAAUUAGUUGUCUAUUUUAACUCAAGGCGUUGUUUUCCAACUAGGAUGCGUUUGUUUUUAUAUAGAAGAGGAUUGGGUUUCUAGAAAUCGACUUUUUUAUCAUUGGGUUAAGUCAAUUAUAUUUAUUAUUUUGCACCCGAAAUAAUGUAACGUUUUGUCUCUUAAUUAGUUGCUAUUAAACAAACGCAUACUUAUUUUAGGAAGCCUUAAAUAUAUGGACCGAAUGAGCCUAUAUAUCUAAAUUUUUGGGUGUGUACUAAGUGCAAGUUCCCAGUAUCUCCGGUAGGUGGCGCGGUUUGCCAACAUGCAGAGAGCUUUUUCCCAGUGAUUUUUUGGGAGCUGCACAUUGACUUGGGCCUAACGAUUCUCAGAUCGUCAUUAUUUGUAACCAUAGAGCAUGAAUUACCUCUUGAGGUCAUCAGUGAGAAUUUACGACUGGUCAACAAAAGCACGUGAUUUCCAAACGCACCCACACCCCCAUAUUUGGCCGCAUACAUAGCAAAACGAAGUACAGUGCAUUGCUAUAAUUCAUUAAUACAUCAUAAAUCGUGAGACACAGGGUGAUCCACAAAUCAAGCCUCCAAAAUCACCCAAAUGAGUUCCUACUUUGUGAACUCGUUCUCAGGGCGCUAUUCUAAUGGCCCCGACUACCAUGUGUUAAAUUAUGGAACUGGCAGCAGCAAUGUGAACGGAUCUUACAGGGAACCAGGCAGCAUGCAGCCUACUUCUUAUGGUUACAACUACAAUGGCAUGGACCUCAGCGUCAGCCGGGGAUCCGCUUCCAGCAGCCACUAUGGGGAUAGCUCAGAAGGGUUUCCAGCUCAGGAGAGCAGGUUCAGAGCAGCCUCCAGCUGCCCUAUUUCCUCCCCAGAGUCCCAGAGCCACGGGGGAAAGAGCGAGCCUCCAUCGUCAGACUCAGCCACCUCAAACACCCAUUUCACAGAGGUAGAGGAGACCAGUGCAUCCUCAGAAACAGAAGACGCCACCCCGAGAACCAGCACCAGUGUCAGCCGGGCUCAGUCACAAAGCAGCCCCCCUGGAGGAGCCAGAGCAGAGGGUCAGACUCCACAGAUAUUCCCCUGGAUGAGGAAGCUGCACAUUAGUCACGACAUGACAGGUCCUGAUGGAAAGCGGGCGAGAACAGCUUACACCCGUUAUCAGACCCUGGAGCUGGAGAAGGAGUUUCAUUUCAAUAGGUACCUGACCAGGAGAAGGAGGAUUGAGAUAGCCCAUGCCCUGUGCCUGUCUGAGCGUCAGAUCAAGAUCUGGUUCCAGAACAGGAGGAUGAAAUGGAAAAAGGAUAAUAAAUUGAAAAGUAUGAGUCUGGCCACCACAGGCAAUGCCUUUCAGCCCUGAGGGGACAGCAGCCCAUUUUCUGGACUGUUCCCAGGUCAACUACUGGGGGAAUUCUUGGCAUGUCGGUAUUAAGGACAAAUUAAAGGGGAGUCCUCCAAUGGACUGCACCCCUGUCUCAUUUCUAGUUAAACUCAAUGCUCUCAUUUUCCGGUGUUGUCCUAAAUGUUUGUGACCGUGACAUGAUGCUGCUUUUGGAGAACAUCGCAUGUUUAUUAAAGCUCUUAUAUGGUAUAACUUAUUUAUAAUUAAUGAAAAAAAUACAUUUUAUGUUUACAGGUUGGAAUUUUCUGUAUCAGCCCAGAUAGGCUAUGAAUGCACUAAAAAGGCUCCUUUUUUAUCAGUGUGAAGUCUUGUAGUUUUAGCCGUUGUUUUGUUCUCUUUUUUAAAAGUUUCACUGUGUAUAUAUUUUAUUAUUGUUCUUUUAAUUGACUCUUUUUAGACUCUUAAGCGGAAUAUGUCCGCUGUGUUUACUGUCGCCCUGUAUGUUUAGACAUAUAGGUGAUAUGUGUUGGGGGAGUGUGUCACAUGUUAUGUAAAGGUACCUGUCGUGUUUGGCUGGCUGGGGAUAUAAAAUCCAUUUUUUUGUAUUUGUUUGUAGAAUAAAUAAAAAGUUUCUGCUGUAUAAAAAA
Molecule: messenger RNA, 2214 nt
Organism: Spea bombifrons (plains spadefoot toad)
Lineage: Eukaryota; Metazoa; Chordata; Amphibia; Anura; Pelobatidae
Gene: HOXB5
Product: homeobox B5
Exons: 2
Coding region: 824-1585 (253 amino acids)
Biological process (GO): regulation of transcription by RNA polymerase II; anterior/posterior pattern specification
Cellular component (GO): nucleus
Molecular function (GO): DNA-binding transcription factor activity, RNA polymerase II-specific; RNA polymerase II cis-regulatory region sequence-specific DNA binding
Source: RefSeq, a predicted model, not a curated record